Molecule: messenger RNA, 723 nt
Organism: Huiozyma naganishii CBS 8797
Lineage: Eukaryota; Fungi; Ascomycota; Saccharomycetes; Saccharomycetales; Saccharomycetaceae
Gene: FSH1
Product: putative serine hydrolase
Exons: 1
Coding region: 1-723 (240 amino acids)
Cellular component (GO): nucleus; cytoplasm
Source: RefSeq, a predicted model, not a curated record
AUGACGCAAACACAGCUUCCCAAAUUGCUCUUUUUACACGGGUUCUUGCAGAACAGCAAAGUGUUCUCGGAAAAGUCCUCCGGGAUUCGUAAACUGCUGAAGAAGGCGAACGUGCAGUGCGACUACAUGGACGGGCCCGUGAUUUUGAAGAAGGAGGAUCUGCCAUUCGUGAUGGACGAGGACAAAUGGGAGGCCACCGUGGCUGCAGACUGCAACCGUGCGUGGUUCUACCACACGGACAUCUCGAAGGACCUGGACGUGCAGGCCGGGCUCGACGCGGUGGUCGCGCAGAUCAAGGAGCACGGGCCCUACGACGGGAUCGUCGGGUUCUCGCAAGGUGCUGCGCUGUCCACCAUCGUCACAAACAAGAUCACGGAGCUUGUCCCAGACCACCCUGAGUUCAAGGUCAGUCUCGUGAUCUCGGGUUACUCCUUCACUGAACCUUCCCCCGCGGCAGCUGAUACGCUGCAGAUCACACAGAAGUUCCAGGACGCGUUCACCCCAAGAGGUGACUCGCACACUAAGAUGCUGUUCAUCUACGGGACCGCGGACCAGGCCGUCCCCUGCGAGAGAUCGAAGUACCUGUUCGACAUCUACCGCAACGCGCUCGCGGAGGCCGACCAGGUCAAGGCCUUCGAGCACCCAGGUGGGCACAUGUGUCCCAACAAGAAGGACAUCAUCAGACCAGUCGUCGAGGAGCUCACCGCUGCUCUCGAGAACUGA